This is a messenger RNA of Rosa rugosa (rugosa rose), 656 nucleotides long. Its product is annotated as acyl carrier protein 1, mitochondrial. Gene Ontology annotation, biological process: fatty acid biosynthetic process. The record is from RefSeq and is a predicted model, not a curated record. Gene Ontology annotation, cellular component: mitochondrion. The coding region runs from base 82 to 459 and encodes 125 amino acids. Lineage: Eukaryota; Viridiplantae; Streptophyta; Magnoliopsida; Rosales; Rosaceae. Gene Ontology annotation, molecular function: acyl binding; acyl carrier activity. The transcript has 2 exons.
UAUUUUCUCCAACAGCAAACCAAAGACCGAGAGAGAGAGAAGAAGAAGAAGAAGAAGAAGCAACAGGAGAGAGUGAGUGAGAUGGCGCUGAGAGCAGCCCUUCUGCGGCACGUGCGAGUUCCACUACAAACCCUAAACCCAGCGGUAACCCUAACCGGACCCAAAUGGGGCCCACCUCAUCUCCGGUGGAUGUCUUCGCACGACGAUCAUCUCACCAAAAACGAGGUCACCGAUAGAGUCCUCUCCGUCGUCAAGUGCUUCCCCAAAGUCGAUCCUUCUACGGUGACUCCUGAUGUACAUUUCCAAAAAGAUUUGGGCUUGGAUAGCUUGGAUAAUGUGGAGAUUGUAAUGGCUCUAGAAGAAGAGUUCAAGCUUGAGAUUCCAGACAAGGAAGCUGAUAAGAUUGAUUCUACAAAUCUGGCCAUUGAGUACAUCUAUAACCAUCCAAUGGCUUCGUAACUACCUUUAGCAGCAGGCUUGUCUCAUUACAUGAGCUGUUGAAACGUAUUUUUGUUAUCGAUGUGACAUUUGUAGGAAUUUGCUCAUCAUGUGGGCUGGAAAUAAUUUGCAUCUGUCUGAAAGAGAGUAUUCUUCCUGGAACUGUUGUUUAAACAUCUUUGCAUUGUUUUGAUUGUAAACAGUGACAUGUUCUAUCC